UUCGACUCAUCGUUGGUCGAGACGUGCCGAAGCUGAAGUGCACACGACAUUGUCAGUAGCCAUAUUAAUUGGCUUUCAUUGUCUUUUUAACCGUGUUCGAAAAGUCUGAAUUUGAUAGAUAUUUACUUUUCAACGAGAAUAACCUUUUCAUCUGCACGAACGUUGGAGUGAAAAACUGAUCUUGCGUUACAAUCAAGGAAAGUGUGUGCGGAUAGGACUCAAUGAGAUACUAUACAACCAACAAAAUAGGAACAUGUCAAACGACGUGAAUAUGCAAGCCGAAAAACCCAAUGAGGAAGAAACUGUCAAUAAUGCAGAAGAAGAAGAAGGCAGUUCGUCUAUUGACCUGCAUGCGCAAGAAAGCGGACCAGUUUAUGGAGGAUGCGAAGGGCCGAAUGCAAUGUAUGUAAAAUUGGUGAGCAGCGACGGACAUGAAUUUAUCGUUAAGCGUGAACAUGCUUUAACUAGCGGGACUAUAAAAGCCAUGUUGAGCGGUCCUGGUCAGUUUGCUGAAAAUGAAGCUAACGAAGUUAAUUUCCGUGAAAUCCCCUCUCACGUAUUACAAAAGGUUUGCAUGUAUUUUACUUACAAAGUACGUUAUACGAAUAGCAGCACAGAAAUACCAGAAUUCCCUAUCGCACCUGAAAUUGCGUUAGAAUUGUUGAUGGCCGGAAAUUUUUUAGAUUGUUAAGAGCAACGAAUAAUAUUGGUAAUUAGGAGCAAUUUAGUUUUGGAAAUUAUCGAAAUCUAUCGUUAUCAUUUUUCUUUGAAGUUUGCCAAUGCAUCGUCAUGUUUUUGACGAACACACCCGCUUUAUGUUCUUUUAUUUAUACCUGUAAUGUUAAAACACUUGGCGCGUUAUACUUGUGGUUGUAAAAAGAAAUUAUCAAAGUAUAUCGAAUGGCAAAACCUUAAACUCUCAAUAUUUAUCAAAUAUUGAACAUUUAACAAACGAUUAAAAAUAUAUAUUGCUUUCGUAUAGGAGACAGAUUAUACUUGAUUGCAUUCAUCGCAUUUUUCGGUGACAUAAUAAACAUGUUCUGAAUAAUCUAUUACAAAAAAUAGCACAUCGAUAUAAUACGCAUAUCUGUAUAUGAAUGCUUGGUCCAACAAUGUAACAUCAUUUUGUGAUUGUAAAACAUUGCUUACAUUGCGUAUAAUUAAUAGCGGUAUAGAAUCGGCAAAUCAUGCAAUAGCAGAAUUUCUCAUUUUUUAACAACAUUGCGUAUUGUUACAGUUCUGUAUUUAUGUUUUUCAUUACAUUUAAGAUUAUUUAUUUU
Molecule: messenger RNA, 1280 nt
Organism: Hylaeus volcanicus
Lineage: Eukaryota; Metazoa; Arthropoda; Insecta; Hymenoptera; Colletidae
Gene: EloC
Product: elongin-C
Exons: 6
Coding region: 254-691 (145 amino acids)
Biological process (GO): ubiquitin-dependent protein catabolic process
Cellular component (GO): elongin complex
Molecular function (GO): protein-macromolecule adaptor activity
Source: RefSeq, a predicted model, not a curated record